Vanrija pseudolonga is the source of this 848-nucleotide messenger RNA. It is a transcript of the gene mrpl10, whose product is annotated as 54S ribosomal protein L10, mitochondrial. Gene Ontology annotation, molecular function: structural constituent of ribosome. Gene Ontology annotation, biological process: translation. The coding region runs from base 32 to 793 and encodes 253 amino acids. The transcript has 3 exons. Gene Ontology annotation, cellular component: mitochondrial large ribosomal subunit. The record is from RefSeq and is a predicted model, not a curated record. NCBI's taxonomy places the organism in Eukaryota, Fungi, Basidiomycota, Tremellomycetes, Trichosporonales, Trichosporonaceae.
CUCCACUGCAAACAACCCACACAGCACCACCAUGCUCUUCGGCGCCCUCUCGACCGUGCUGAACGCGGCCGAGGCCUCGGCUUCGCGCCUCCCGCGCCUCUUUGCGUCGUCCGCCUCGGCGUCGUCGUCGUCCCGCCAGAUGUCGACAUUACACCUGGGCAACUUGUCUCCUGCCAAGGGCUCGAGGACGGAUAACACGCGUAAGGGUCGUGGUCCCGGAUCAGGCCACGGCAAGCAGUCCGGCCGCGGUCACAAGGGUCAGCUCGCGCGCAGCGGUAACGGCAAGCCCGUGCCCGGCUUCGCAGGUGGCCAGACGCCGAUCCACAAGGUGUUCCCCAAGCGCGGCUUUGUCAACUUCACGCGCAAGACGUACGCUCCCCUCGCGCUCAGCAAGCUGCAGGCGUGGAUCGCGCAGUCGCGCAUCGACCCCGCGCUGCCAAUCACGAUCGGCACCGUCGUGCGCGCCAACGCCGUGCACGGCAUCAGCGGCGACGGCGGCGUCAAGCUCCUCGGCCCGGCCGACCCCGAGCUCCCCCUCCCCCCGCUUGAGAUUGAGCUCUCGCGCUUCUCCAAGCAGGCGUCCGCGGCCGUGCUCGCCGCCGGAGGAAAGGUGACCGCCGUCUACCACAACAACUUGAGCCUGCGCCAGGAGGUGUUCCCGCACAAGUUUGUUGAGAGGCCCGUCAAGAACGCCAAGCCGAUCCGCAGGACUGACAUUGAGUUCUACACCAACCCGGCAAACCACGGAUACCUCGCCCCCAAGGAGGGCGAGGGUGUCGAGUCCAAGGCGUAGAGGGAAGCAGUUCAUCAUCACAUAGGAUACCAGCAUAUGCACCAUUAGUUUGGGU